AUGAGACCCCUCUUUCAUAGCUCAUCGCUUUGCGUAUUUGCCCGUCCAAGGUUGAUCUCGCGACACCUGAGCUACUCGCAGCAGCUUCAAGCUUCUGUACUCACCGUUCCAACGCCGCGGAAUGGCCUCCACUCCAAUGGUGCAACCGCGCGAAUUUCCAACGUCAGGGUUCGAACUUCUCAAUUCCAUCGAACCCUUCGAAGAGGAAUCCUUGCCAACUAUCUGAAGGAACGCUAUUACCCCAUUAGCCUUGGUGAAGUCCUCAAUUCGCGGUAUCAAGUCAUCACCAAACUUGGCUUCGGCGCAUCGUCAACGGUCUGGUUAUGUCGCGACUUACACCAGGAUCGCCAUCUGAUCCUGAAAGUCCAUGUCCGAAGCAGACGGCAGCUUCCAGAGGUCCAGAUAUCCAGACAUCUCAAAGCCCUCCAUGAGAAUCACGUGGGCGAGAAGUAUAUCCGGCUGGUCCUGGACUCAUUUGAAAUUGAGGGCCCUCAUGGUGUACAUCCUUGUAUCCUCUAUCCACCUGCUGGGGUUGAUAUCCUUGACUACAUGCAAUGCCUUGAGGGGGGUUCAUUACCCGAGAAUCUCCUUCGAGUGACCAUCCGAUUCAUGCUCAUUGCUCUGGAUUAUCUCCAUGGGGCCAACGUCAUUCAUACUGAUAUCCAACCAGGCAAUAUCCUCCUGGGGAUUGAGGAUGAUUCAAUUCUCGCCGAGAUGGAAGAAGAAGAGCUCAAUGAACCCGCUCCUCGGAAGCAACUUGACGACCGUACGAUUUUUGCCACUCGUGCAAUGCCCUUGAGUAGCGGAGAACCCGUCCUCGCUGAUUUAGGAGAGGCGCGACUGGCCCAAGGAAACCAAACCGGGCUUAUCAUGCCAAAUCUAUACAGAGCUCCCGAAGUGUUGCUGGGUAUGAAGUGGGAUAACAAGGUAGAUAUAUGGGCGAUAGGACAAACGGCAUGGACCUUGCUUGAGUCUAGGCACCUUUUCACAAAGCCAGACUUAGAGUCGGAUGCCGACAAUGCUCGUCGCUUCGCAGAAAUGAUAUCUCUACUGGGACCUCCUCCGGUUGAGUUUCUUCGUCGAAGCGAAGAAAGCCUCAAGUUCUGGGAUGAGAACGGUAACUGGAAGUGCCUCGCAGAUAUCCCAGAGCAAUCUAUCACGAGUCGCGAGACUCAGCUCGAUGGUGAUAACAAGAAGCUCUUCCUUCAAUUCCUGCGGAAGGCUUUGUGUUGGCUGCCCGAAGAGAGGCCUUCUGCAAGGGAGCUCAUCAUGGAUGAGUGGCUGAGAGGAGACGACUACUGA
Aspergillus niger is the source of this 1302-nucleotide messenger RNA. RefSeq lists its product as uncharacterized. Gene Ontology annotation, molecular function: protein kinase activity; ATP binding. Bases 1 to 1302 code for a protein of 433 amino acids. Gene Ontology annotation, biological process: spliceosomal complex assembly; protein phosphorylation; regulation of mRNA processing. The record is from RefSeq and is a predicted model, not a curated record. Lineage: Eukaryota; Fungi; Ascomycota; Eurotiomycetes; Eurotiales; Aspergillaceae. The transcript is spliced from 5 exons.